CAAAGAAGAGAAAAUCUCACAAGUCUGGAGAUGGAUCACGCACGCAUAAGAAGAAAGUUAAGGAUGUUGCUUACACAAAGGUUGAAGCAAUUUCUUCCCGGCAUAGCAUUGUUUCUCUAUCCAAUUUUCAAUUUUGGGUGCUCGAAGAUCCAGGCGCUGGAUCUUGUGCUUGUGCUUGUGCUUGUCCAUUCUCGCUUCCACGCUUACGAUCUCGGAGGUACAGCCAUAACGAAUAGAUGGGCCAAAUCAAGAGAGAAACCACAAUAAUGACAGCGAGAACUGGAAUUGAAAGGUGAAACGCCAUGGCUCGACCUGUUAAUUUUCAUUCAUUCACAAUUGAGAGGAAUAAGAAUGAGAUUAUACU
Molecule: messenger RNA, 364 nt
Organism: Rubroshorea leprosula
Lineage: Eukaryota; Viridiplantae; Streptophyta; Magnoliopsida; Malvales; Dipterocarpaceae
Source: the annotation of a GenBank genome assembly